AGUUUAAGACCUGGGCUGGAGUGACAUAGAGUGAAGAACCGCAGGAAAGACGGGAGAUGAUGAGAGCAGUAAAAGUGCAUAAUGAGGCAGUUUGAGUCAUUUUGAGAAAGAGAAAUAAAAAACUCAGCGGAGGAGGUAGAAAAGAGGUAGGAAAAGAAAAGGGAGCCGAGCCAAUUGGCAUCAUUUGAGUUAUUCAGCUCAGCUCUAAAACUCUGUCCAGACUCAAAAACCGCCAAGGGCCUCUCGGUAUUGUCAGCACUGUGGAUAGUCUGCAAGAGGAGCACACAAGUCCAGAAGUGAGACGAUUUAUCGCUGGGACUCACUUAUGACACUGGACUCUUUUAUCCUUCCUGGCUCUAUGCAGCUCUCCAACUAAAUUAUCUUAGUAGUAGCCAACAUUGAGAGCCAGAGCUACUACAGUACAAUGGGCCUGCAGAAUGGAGUAUGAUAUUGACUUCUACAAACACUUUGCUUGGCUUAGAAAGGUAAACCACCAGUCAUCAGACAAUGGUGAGUCCUACCAGGAGCGUUUAUUACGUCUGGAAGGAGACAAAGAAUCUCUCAUUUUGCAGGUGGGUGUGUUGACAGACCAGGUGGAAGCUCAAGAGGUAAAAAUCAGCGACCUGCAGAGUUCGGUGGUGGCGCAUCGGCUCAAACUCAACGCCACAGAAGAGAUGCUGCACCAGGAGCUCCUGCAUAGGACGACACUGGAGAAGCAGAAGCUGAGUCUUAAGGGGGAGGUGUCCUACCUGAAGCUGAAGCUGUCAGACAUGGAGGAGAAACAUGGCCAUGGAGAAGAGAGGCAGCACAAAGCAGAGAGCGUUGUGAAUUUCAUUAGUGAGCUGCAGGAGCAGAUGUGUAGAUUUCAGAAGGAGAUCAAUAGCAAGAUCCAGGAGAAAAAAGCCUCUGAGAACCCAGCUGACAGCGGCUCACCAGCGCCAUGCCCCGCCCCCUCCACGUCCCCCGAGGACUCGCACGCCGACCCCUCGUGUAACACGGCCGCAGAGGUGAAGCCCAAACUAGAGGAGGAGGCUGCAGACGGGGUUGAUGAGAGUAGCUCAGACGCAGAGCAGCUGCGACACAAUGGAGGAGAGAGCGGCUUGGUCCAGGAGCUCAAGAUUCUCAAAGACAAAGUGGAACACUUGGAAGAUGAGAAGUUAGAGUACGAGAAAAGACUCAAAGCAAGCAAGGUGGAGAUCAGCAGCCUUCAGCAGCUUCUCCUGAGUAAGAAUGCUGAGAUUGAGAGUUUGCACACUCAGCUGCUGACCAGACCUCCACUAGCUACUGAGAGCUCUGAGAAAGACCAGGAGCUGCAAAGAUUUAAAAGAAACAUUAAAUCCCUGGAAGCAGCCAAUGAUGAAAAGGACCGCCGCAUUGAAGAGCUCUCUCUGCUCUUAAACCAGUGCAAGCAAUUCAGAGAUCUGACACACAACGCAAGGCAAGCGCCACCUGCUGGACGCUCACUGUCGAACGGCAGGACAAAUUCCAGUAGCAGUGAAGAGGAGGAGCAAGGUCUGAGGAAGAAUGCUGAUUCUGCUAGUGCUAAGUCUGAGGAUCUGAAGUCUGAUGGUUCCAUAAACAGUGCUUCCUCUCUUCAAACAUCAAUUUUGUCUCAGAAGGACAGUGAUUGCAGGCGAGAGACACAGACAUCAUCUAGUAGCUUGACUGACUUAACAACUGCCCAGACUCAAAAGAGGGACACCAGGACUCUGACACUGCCUGUCCGUUCGUCUCCCACAGAGAGCAGCACUGAGCUCCACAGUGAACGAUCGCCUGAUGACAGUGAAGAUGGAGACUCUAGCCAAACCAAGCUGGAGAAAAUGAGCAACUGCACUGGGACAAACAGCCCACCGGGCCAGAGAAAUGUGGGCUCGCCAGAAUACAUGAAGACAAACCGGAGCCUCAAGAGACUUUGGGGAAAACUUCGAAGAACAAAUUCUGGAGGAGUCAAUGCAGGUGACACAGAUACGGGUCCUUUUAGAAGAGGGGGGCUCCGUGCAACAGCAGGACCUAGACUGACCCGUACCCCAGAAUCUCCUGAUUCUGCACAUGACAUGAAUCUCCCAUUCAGCCAAUGGACCAAGGAGCAGGUGUGCGGCUGGUUGGAGGACUAUGGUCUUGGCCACUAUCUCAACCUUACAAGGCAGUGGGUUGAAUGUGGCCAGACACUACUUUCCGCUACACCUCAGGAUCUUGAAAAGGAGAUGGGCAUGAAGCACCCUCUGCACAGGAAGAAGCUGCAGUUGGCAUUGAAUGCGUUCACCAGUAAAAUGACAGAGAAGUCAGCAGAGCUGGACCACAUCUGGGUUACCCGAUGGCUGGAUGAUAUUGGUUUACCUCAGUAUAAAGACCAGUUCCAUGAAGCCCGCGUGGACGGCCGCAUGAUACAAUACCUCACGGUGAAUGACCUCUUAAGCUUAAAGGUGACCAGUCAACUCCAUCAUCUCAGCAUUAAAUGUGCCAUCCACGUCCUCCACGCUAACAAGUUCAACCCCUACUGUCUACGUCGCAGGCCUGAGGAAGAGAAACAGCCUUCCCCCUCUGAGGUGGUGCAGUGGUCAAACCACCGUGUGAUGGAGUGGCUUCGAGCAGUCGAUCUUGCAGAAUAUGCACCUAAUCUCAGGGGCAGCGGUGUCCAUGGCGGACUAAUUAUCCUGGAGCCUCGCUUCAGCGCAGAGACUUUGGCCCUGCUCCUAAAUAUUCCCCCGCAGAAAACGUUGCUCCGUCGCCACCUGGCCACAGCCUUCUCUGCCCUGGUGGGGACUCAGGCAACGCAGGAGAAGCGAGAGUACGGCAAUGCUACAGGCCAUGUGCCCCUCACAACCACAUCUAAAGUGAAGCCUAAGAAGCUAGGCUUUACCCAAUUUAGUCACCUCCGGAAGAGGAAACCUGACGAAUCUGCAGACUACAUCUGCCCCAUAGAGGGUGGAUCGUUGACUGUGAACGGGAUUUCAAGGAUGCCUUCCGCAGCACUCAGGGGGAUCAGCCCCAAUUUGGACAGACAGCCAAAUAUGCAGGAGCAUGGCGAAGGAAAGUUAUGGAGGACUAACACAAACAACUGCUAAGAAAAGCACAGUGGUCAUCUUCACACUUUGAGCUCAUAAAAUCCAAAUAUAUGCAUUGCUGGACAGUGUGAAAUGCACAUCAUGUAUUUAUGACUCACAUAAUGCUUGAACAUGUUUUCUCUGAAAUGAAUGUGUGAAAUGUUAGGUGAAAGCUGCCCCCUGCAUUCCUUUUACAGUUGUUCCAAAUAUUUCAAAUGCUUUAAGGACUUUUUGAAAGUGUGUUAUGUGUUGCAUCGAAACAUCUAGUUUGGAUGCUCUGUUCAUAUUCUACAUCUGGAUUCACUGUGCACUUCUGCAUUGGACAUUUGUGAACAUGGCUUUUUCAGUCGGACACACGCAAAGCCAAAGACAACUACGAGAUCUCCAAGGUGGAGUCGGGCCAUUUUUCUUCCUCCUGAGACUAACGUUAGGAUUAUGCAUGUUUGUAAAUUGACAGAGUGACAUAGAAUGCUGACAACACACACUGACUGUGAGAUGUUUAUUUUGACCCUCUUAUGCAUUGCCGAGCAACAGCAACAUAUUUUAUAAAAUAAUAUACCAUAAAGGUAAAUAUUAUAACUAUAUGAUAUAAAUGUACAUCUUUUACAAAGUUAUUUGAAAUGUUACUUAAAACAUGAUCAGUAAAGUAUUUCAAAGUU
This is a messenger RNA of Phyllopteryx taeniolatus (common seadragon), 3703 nucleotides long. RefSeq names its product PPFIA binding protein 2a (gene ppfibp2a). The record is from RefSeq and is a predicted model, not a curated record. The transcript is spliced from 22 exons. Gene Ontology annotation, molecular function: protein binding. Gene Ontology annotation, cellular component: presynaptic active zone. The coding region runs from base 438 to 3065 and encodes 875 amino acids. NCBI's taxonomy places the organism in Eukaryota, Metazoa, Chordata, Actinopteri, Syngnathiformes, Syngnathidae. Gene Ontology annotation, biological process: neuromuscular junction development.